Dufourea novaeangliae is the source of this 646-nucleotide messenger RNA. RefSeq lists its product as uncharacterized. The coding region runs from base 135 to 563 and encodes 142 amino acids. The record is from RefSeq and is a predicted model, not a curated record. The transcript is spliced from 5 exons. Gene Ontology annotation, molecular function: odorant binding. Lineage: Eukaryota; Metazoa; Arthropoda; Insecta; Hymenoptera; Halictidae.
GACACCUGCCGUUGCGUUUCCUAUAUAAAUGUCGUCUCGGGGGAACAGCGAUCAACAGUCGACGAAACUAUUCUGGGAAAUAUCUGCCUUGCGUGUCAGAGUCGAUCGAACCCCGAUAAAUAUCGCUUGAAACCAUGAAGACCAUCCUCGCUAUGACAUGCCUGUUGGCCGCUGCGACGGCCGUGCGCGGUUUGGAUCAAGAUAGCAUCAUACCCAAAUACAUGGAAUACCUGAUGCCGGACAUGAAGCCAUGCGCGGAAGAAUUCCAUGUAACAGAAGAACAAGUUACGGCCAUUCAAAAAGGAGGCGGAGGAAUGGACAUGAAACAGUUGGGUUGCAUGAAGGCGUGCGUCAUGAAACGAUUCGGCGUAAUACAAGGGACUGACUUUCAUCUGGAGCCAAUAAACAAGAUGAUUGAAACCGUACACGCUGAUAAACCUGAAGACAUCGUAAUUGUGAAGAAGAUCGCGACCGACUGCCUUGAUGACAUCAAGGGUGAGACUGACGAAUGCAACAUUGGCAACCUGUACACCGAUUGCUACAUAAAAAAGCUCUUCGCAUAAGAUGGAGCAGCAAGGAUUUCCCAUAGGAGAUCUUUAACUUGUAAUCGUUCGGAAUUAAUCCCGUAUAUUAUAUUCAAUAAAAU